Theileria equi strain WA is the source of this 1155-nucleotide messenger RNA. RefSeq lists its product as hypothetical. The record is from RefSeq and is a predicted model, not a curated record. Lineage: Eukaryota; Apicomplexa; Aconoidasida; Piroplasmida; Theileriidae. The coding region runs from base 1 to 1155 and encodes 384 amino acids. The transcript has a single exon.
AUGAAGAUAUCAUUUGGUCUAUCGGUCAAUAAAGAGGCGGUAAAGCCCCCAAAGGACACUGCCAAGGUUGCCAAUAUUUUUUCAGCGACAGCAGAGGCUCCAAAAGUCAUUAAAAGGAGCAUUUUGGAGAUUACAAACGGGUCAUUUAAGGAGGAAGGUGGCCCUGAAGAAUCCGUAAAGGAUGAAUACGUCAUCCCCUGCAAGAAUAGCCUCGAAGAUUUAAAACAAACUCCCUCUGAGGAACAGGCCUCGUUGCCGAAAAUACAACUCAAGUUUGGUCUCAACAUUUUGAAUGUUAAAAGGGUAAAGGAUGGAGGUAACGCAGAGUGCGCAAAGGAUGAGGAAAAGACUAGAAAAUCGGAAGCGCCAGAAAGCGAUCCAUCAGCGGUUGUUCCGUCAACACUCGCCAAAGACAGCGACUCUUACGCCGCGAAUUUGAUUAUAAAGGAGACGAAUGAAGCAAUGCUGAAUGAUCUGUUUGGGAUCACUGAACAGGAUUUGGCGGAAAAGGCAUCAAAGACUGUCCCUAUACUCCUGAGAAAGGGGGCUAAUGGCGAUUCAGAGGGAAAACAAGACGCUAAAAUGUACGAUAAAAUGCCAGUCGAGAACUUUGGCCUCGCAAUGCUCUUGGGUAUGGGAUUUGACCCCAAAAGUAACUUUAAAAAGCCAAGAGAAUAUAAAAAGAGAGUUUACGAGCGAGGUGGGCUAGGUUCAGAUGCAGCAAUGAAGAAUAACAUGGACAUGCUUUUGAAUGCAAAGCUAAUGGCGAAUGUAAAGAGCAAUUCAGACGUCACUCUAUUCCCUGGACUAGUGCUCAAGGUCAUUGACAAAAAGAGCAGCCAUUAUAGAAGAAAGGGAGUCGUUACAAAAGUCUGCGGAUCGGCUGUAACUCUCUCUCUACUCUCUGACGACCAAGCUACGACUGGUGAGUCCAUAGACAUUAUGAGCAAGUAUUUGGAGACUAUUGUGGUCGCUGGAAGCAACUGCAAGGUCGUUCGCAAGAUUAAUAAUCGGCAAGGCAAAGAAGAGAUACAAGUAGGCUCGCUUGUAAAUGUGCUGAGUAUACACGACGGAUCAGCAAAAGUGUCCCAUAAUGGGAGCGUAUUGUACACAUCAAUGGACAAUAUUUGUGGAUUCUCAAGGGUCCCUCAAUGA